Molecule: messenger RNA, 1155 nt
Organism: Trypanosoma conorhini
Lineage: Eukaryota; Euglenozoa; Kinetoplastea; Trypanosomatida; Trypanosomatidae
Product: putative protoheme IX farnesyltransferase
Exons: 1
Coding region: 1-1155 (384 amino acids)
Biological process (GO): heme biosynthetic process
Cellular component (GO): membrane; mitochondrion
Molecular function (GO): protoheme IX farnesyltransferase activity
Source: RefSeq, a predicted model, not a curated record
AUGAUCCGACGGGCCCUGUUUAGGAGCCUUCGCUUUCGGUGCUCCGGCGCCGUGGUUUUUCAGUCCACCACCACCCCUGUGACGAAAUGUUGUCCCUUUUCCGCCGCGUUGGGCACGGCGCAGGCCAAACCGCUGGCAACGCGGACAGAGACGGUCGCUUGUCCCAUCAUGGGUGCCGCUCCGCCGCUGCGGUGCCCAAUGGAGACCGAGGAAUACGUGAGGACGCUGCCUGCGCAGGAAAUAGUGGCACAGAUGGGGAAGUUGCGGUUGUCCGCCUUCGUCACUGCGACGGCGGUGGCUGGAUAUGUGAUGAGUGGUGGAUCCAGCGCGGUGGUGGCGGCGGCAGUAACUGCCGGGACGCUUCUGCAGUCCUGUUCCGCAAACACGGCGAACCAAAUAAUAGAGAAGGAGCAUGACAAGAAGAUGAAGCGAACCUGCCGUCGUCCCAUGCCUAUGGGCUACAUAACCUGCACAAGUGCCGCAGCCCUGUCUGCUUUGGAGCUGUUGGUUGGAUCUGGCAUUCUAUGCCUCGUCAGUCCACCGAUGGCAGCUCUUGGAGUUUUUAAUUGGUGCGUUUAUGUUGCCGUGUACACGCCACUUAAACGUGUUUCUGCCAUAAACACAUGGGUAGGCUCCAUUGUUGGUGGAAUCCCUCCGCUUAUGGGCGGAAUCGCUGCAACAGGGACCGUGACGAGCCCUGCCUGGCUUUUGGGUGCCCUGCUUGUUGCUUGGCAGAUUCCACACUUUAUGGGACUAAGCUUUCAUUGCCGCCGUGACUACGAAGCUGCCGGCUAUAAAAUGUUGGCGUUCUAUAGCCCUUGGCGUGCUUCCUUUUAUGCCGUCUUGAUGUCUCUUGCCAUGGCUGGGAUUACACUUGCGGGCCCCGCCUUGAUAGGAAUUCCCUGUGAGGGAUGGUACUAUCCUGCGGUAGCCGUCGCCAACGGUGUUAUGAUUUACAAGGCGUGGUUGUUUCACUGUAUGCCAAAGGCACAUUGCCGUGGUUGCUUUGUGUUUUCCUACAUCUAUCUCACCAUAGUUCUCACCGCUUUUAUGUUAAAUCACUUUGAACCCGUAAAGAAGUGCACCGCCGCAUAUGCGUAUGUCGUGGGCCAGCUUGAGGACCAACGCAAGGAGGCCGUGUCUCCAACUCUCUGA